AUGAGCGAUACAAAUAAUAAUAAUAAUAACAUACCAGCCAAUACCAAUAAUACCAAUAAUAAUAAUGUAUCAGAUACAUUUUCACAAAAAGCUGCAAAUGAUAUAGCAACACCAGUUCUUCCAGUACAAGAGGACCUUCAAAAGUCAACUAAAGAAAUGUUUACUAAAGUUUCAGAUUAUAUAAAAGGGGAGCUAUCAACUACUGUUGCCGAUUACAAUUUAUUAAUUCAAAUGAAUAAUAUAACAACAUCCAAAUAUCAAGAUAUGACAAAUAUAACUAAAGGUCUUUCAGUUUAUAUGGGUGAUUUAAAAUUAAAAUAUGAAGAAUUUCAGCCAUAUUUUGAAAAAAUUAAUGAAUUAGAUAAAAAUGUGACCGAAUUAGAAAAAACUGUACAAUUAUUAGACGAAUACACAAAAAGAUUAGAACAAAAAGUUAAAAAUAUUGAUAAAAGUGCUUUACUUCCAGUUAAACCAACACAACCACAACCAACACAACCAGUUCAACAACCAGUCCAACAACCAGUCCAACAACCAACACAACCAGUUCAACAACCAGCCCAACCAAAUACUAAUCCAGAAACAAACUAA
This is a messenger RNA of Dictyostelium purpureum, 588 nucleotides long. RefSeq lists its product as uncharacterized. NCBI's taxonomy places the organism in Eukaryota, Evosea, Eumycetozoa, Dictyosteliales, Dictyosteliaceae. The transcript is spliced from 3 exons. The record is from RefSeq and is a predicted model, not a curated record. Bases 1 to 588 code for a protein of 195 amino acids. Gene Ontology annotation, biological process: endosomal transport; lysosome localization. Gene Ontology annotation, cellular component: BLOC-1 complex; BORC complex; gamma-tubulin complex. Gene Ontology annotation, molecular function: gamma-tubulin binding.